CUGUACUGGCAAUACAUGUGCGACACGUAGAACCGGUACAGUGGGUGCAGUGAUAGAGUGAGUGUAGGUCUAGUGCUGUGCAGUAUUUGGAUUGACAACAUUGACGGCCAUUGCUGUGAUCGCAGCCAUCAUUGUUUGCUUCGCCAUCUCUGACAACACAUUGACUGACACUAAUGGCCGACAUUCAUGACGACCAGAUCCUAGAAGUGCAAGAAGUGGAGAUCGAGGCCAUCCCUGUCCACACCAAACACCACAUCCAUCACAUCCACACCGACACCGACGACGACGAAGACAACAGCAAUUCAGAUGAACGGAACCGACAGAUGGUUGCCCUCCAACCGGACGACGACGACGACCACCACUUCGUCCACCACUGGAACGAUGACGACGACGACCACAACGACGUCUCCGUCUUUCCGUCGAGUGCUCCCGAAAUAAUGAUAGAAACCACUCCAACGACCACUAAAAAGAGGAGAACAGCUUCAAAUCUGAAUUCCGGCACAAAGAGAGGCAACAAAAGGUCGGCCCAAAGCGGCACAACAUUACUCCAAUCGUCGCAACAAAGGUCUGGCGGCUCUUCCAAUCGGAAAUGGGAACAAAAACAGGUUCAGAUCAAGACAUUGGAGGGAGAGUUCAGUGUCACGAUGUGGGCCACCGGAACCGACGAGGGUAUGGCUUAUUACCCGUUCUUUCGUUUGACAGUCUAUUAUAUAUUGAAUUUGAUGUGUAUUUUAGAGGAAAUAGUGACCGCAAAUAUGGACGACGAUCUCUCCUCCUCUUCACACUCGCAGUUAAAUAUCAAUGAAUACGUGACCGGAAUUAAGAAGAUUCCCCGCGAAGGCAUCCCUGGGGUCGACCUCUCAGACCCCAAACAAUUGGCUGAAUUUGCAAAAAUGAAACCAAGAAAACAAUCGCUCGAAGACGAGUCGCGUACCAUUGCGUGCCCUCACAAAGGGUGUUCAAAGAUGUUCCGAGACAACAGUGCAAUGCGUAAACACCUGCACACUCACGGACCACGAGUGCAUGUCUGCGCCGAAUGCGGCAAAGCUUUCGUCGAAUCGAGUAAAUUAAAAAGACAUCAAUUGGUGCAUACCGGAGAAAAACCAUUUCAGUGUACAUUCGAGGGCUGCGGCAAAAGGUUUUCAUUAGACUUUAAUCUCCGGACACACGUCCGCAUACAUACGGGGGACCGGCCAUACGUGUGUCCGUUCGACGGGUGUUCCAAGAAGUUCGCUCAGUCCACAAAUCUCAAGUCGCAUAUCCUGACGCACGCGAAGGCAAAGGCGAACCAACAGCAGAGAAUCACGACAAUGGAAAUCCCCAUUUCGUCGCCCUCUGGAGCGCAAUCCAAUAUACCAGACGUGGGCACCGAAUGCUUCGUCAUCGCCACCACCGAUGACGGCAUUGUUCUUCAGUAGUCUGUUGUCUAAAUCAUUGAUUCUAUAAAUUUAUUACUAUUUAAUAAUAAUUAUAUUAAUAAUAAAAAUUUUCAAUAUUUGA
Medioppia subpectinata is the source of this 1500-nucleotide messenger RNA. NCBI's taxonomy places the organism in Eukaryota, Metazoa, Arthropoda, Arachnida, Sarcoptiformes, Oppiidae. The record is from the annotation of a GenBank genome assembly.